Eucalyptus grandis is the source of this 3769-nucleotide messenger RNA. RefSeq names its product disease resistance protein RPV1-like. The record is from RefSeq and is a predicted model, not a curated record. NCBI's taxonomy places the organism in Eukaryota, Viridiplantae, Streptophyta, Magnoliopsida, Myrtales, Myrtaceae. Gene Ontology annotation, molecular function: ADP binding; protein binding. Gene Ontology annotation, biological process: defense response; signal transduction. The transcript is spliced from 7 exons. The coding region runs from base 125 to 3058 and encodes 977 amino acids.
UGCAUAAGUCUCCAGUGCCCGGCGGAGACCUGGGUUAGACCCUGUCGAUCGUAUUCCCACUCUCCUGCCAUCUACUGCCUUUGCCUUGUGUUUGCGAGAGAGAGAGAGAGAGAGAGCGAACGAGAUGAACUCGGCGUCGCGGCUAUGGAAACUGGCGUUACUGUUCAUCGCGCUCUCAAGCGCGCUCCAGAUACCGAGCCGAGCUCCCUUGGCUUUGAUCGCCGUGGCGCUCAUCGUUGACUUAGCAAAAAAGCGCAGAAGAAACGCGGAAUCAAGCGAAUCACUGUCAUCUUCACCGAAUUCCAUCACCUUUUCGGGAAGUUACGAGGUUUUCUUGAGUUUCCGAGGGCCAGACACUCGGAAGGGAUUCGCAGAUUGCCUCUAUACCAGCCUCACAGAAAAGGGAAUCUGUGUUUUCAGAGACAAUGAAGAGUUACCUGUCGGAGAAAAGAUCAAGCCAUCACUCAUUGAGGCGAUCAAGCGAUCGGAGAUAGCCAUACCCAUCAUCUCGGAGAAUUAUGCUUCCAGCAAAAGCUGCCUCAUGGAGCUGCAGCAAAUGUUAGCGUGCAGAGAAAACAACGAGCAAAUGAUAAUUCCCAUAUUCUAUGACGUUGAUAUCUCUGAUGUAGAACACCUUACGGGAUCUUUUGGAGAGUCCUUUUAUGAACUUGUUAAGAAUGAGCGAGUUGGCAAGGAGAGGAUCGAUGCGUGGAAGAAGGCUCUCCGACAUAUUGGAGAUCUGAAAGGGUUGGAAUUGUCUGAAAUGAAUGAUGGGCACCAUGGCAAACUCAUACAGCUAGUCGUCUCAAAAGUCUGGCUACAAUUAAAGAAGCCUGGCCUAUUGGUGACUGAUUAUUUAGUUGGAAUCGACCAUCAUGUAGAAAAGAUUAUGAGGAAGCUUGAUGUUGACUUUCGUGAUGGACAAGCUGUUGAAACAAUUGGCGACGAGGGAUGCGUUGUUGGAAUAUGUGGUAUCCCUGGGAUUGGCAAAACUACUGUUGCAAAGGUUGUCUACAACCGACUCUAUCAUCUCUUUGAUGGCUGUGCCUAUCUCGAGAAUGUUCGAGAAAGGCACGCCCAGGUUGAAGGGCGCAAGACUUUGCGAAGUAAUUUAGUUUCUCAACUAAGAAAUAGGGGAAGUCAAGAAUUCAGUACUUCUGACGAGGCUAUGCACUUUGUCAAAAAUAGAUUCAGCAAUACAAAGGUUCUCAUUUUUCUUGAUGACGUGCAUGAUUCUGAACAGCUAACUCAGAUUGCGGGUGACCUUACGAAUUAUGGUCCUAGAAGCAGAAUUAUUGUGACAUCUAGAAAUCAAGAUGUCCUCAUGGGGGUCAAAGUAAGAAUUCAAAAAUAUGAGGUUGAGGCAAUGGAAAAAGGUCAUGCUCUUGAACUUUUUUGUAAGCAUGCUUUCGGGAAGGAUUUUGUCGGAGAGGUCGACCAUGGUCUUUCUAGUGCCAUUAUAUCAGCUACUAGUCGACUUCCUUUAGCUCUUGAAGCGGUGGGUUCUUGCUUAUUUUUUCAAUCAAAAGAAGUGUGGGAAGAGACAUUGAAGAAAUUCAAAGGUGCUCCUCACAAGAGGGUUGAAGAGGUGUUGAAGAUGUGUUAUGAAGAUUUAGAUGAAAAUCAUAAAGAGAUAUUUCUAGAUAUAGCAUGUUUUUUCAUUGGGCAGGAUAAGAGAAUUGCCAUUUACAUGUGGGAAGACUCUGGAUUUUUCCCUCAAGAGGCCAUUAAUGCUCUUCUCGUAAGGUCGUUGGUAAAAGUUGGAGAGAAUAACGAGCUGUGGAUGCAUGAACAAUUAAGAGACUUUGGUAGGGACAUAGUACGGAAGGAGAACCCUAGAGAGCCUUGCAAGCGAAGCAGGUUGUGGAAUCACAAGGAAGCAUUAGCAACACUGAAGGAAAUAAAGGGCACUCACAAUGUUCAAGCACUUGGACUCAUGUUUGAUCAUGGAACUGAUGCUCGUUUGACUUGUGAAGCAUUUUAUCCACUACAGAGUUUAAGAUUCCUUAAACUGGACUGUGCAUAUAUCGAAGGCAAUCUUCAGAAUGUUCUUUCAAACUUGAAAUGGUUGGAUUGGCAAAUAUGCCCUGAAAAGACCUUGGAGUUUCCUUAUUUCAGUGUUGAAAACUUGAUCAUUCUUGAUCUGUCGUGGAGUCGGGUAAAUCACGGUUGGAGAGGUUGGGAGCUGAUAGAAGAGAAAGCGAAGAAAUUGAAAGUUUUAAACUUAAGGGGUUGUCUUGAGUUACUUGAAUCUCCAAAAUUCCCUGCUCCAAUUAAACUAGAAAGAUUGACUCUGGAAUGUUGUUCCAAAUUAUACUUGAUUGGCCCAUCCGUUAGCAAUCUAAGCAACUUAGUUUCCUUAAAUAUGAAGUUUUGUAAUGUGGACCAGUUGCCAGAUCUGGGUUUCGCGAAGGCUUUAAAAGAGCUGUUGAUCGAUGGGACUUUUAUUGAUACAAUUCGUUUCCGAGAAGGUUCUAUGGAGCAACUUGAGACUCUCAGUGCUCGCAAGUGUGAAAAGUUAGAACAAAUAUAUGAGAUUGAUCACUUACGAUCUCUCUCUGAUCUUGCGCUGGAUGGAGCCACUAUAAAGACCCUUCCAGUUUCCCUCGGGUCGUUGGAGAAACUUCAACGCCUGUCUUUAAGGAACUGUCAGAAACUAACUGAAAUUCCACGAUCCAUUGGAAAGCUCAAGCAACUGCAGUUUAUGGACCUCUCAAACACGGGAGUUGAUGAAUUGCCUCAUUCAGUCAAGGAUUUGGAAGAUUUGAAAGUGCUGAAAAUGGAACGUACUUACAUAGGAAAAUUUCCUGAAGCAAUACAAAAUCUGCGAAAUUUGGAAGAGAUAAAUUUUUCACGCUGCCGGAGGUUGGAGAUUCAGGUGGACUGUGAUCUUGCGAGAUUAUCCUCUUUGAGAGUCUUGAAAUUAUCCUACACCGAAAUUUCCCACUUGCCUGAGAGCAUUCGUUGCCUCUCAAGUCUCCAAAUGCUUGAAUUGCAUAACUGCAAGAAGCUUCAGGCUCUGCCAGAAUUUUGCCAUAGUGUAAUCAUCCUGCAAUAGGCAUCCAGAAAGAUAUGGACAGCCUUGGAACCGUUGUGCUACCGUUGUGCCUGAGCAUUGUAAAAGCGUGGUACUUUGGUGACGAUCCUGUUCCAAAGUGGAGCAUAAUGGUAUUCAGAUUUUGCAGCGGUUGACAGAUUUCACCCAUUUCAUGUAAGAGGCAACGGUAAAGUGGCUAUCAAGAACUCAUUUCCGUAAUUAUGAUGGAGGGUACGCAGUGAUGUGGCUGGACACUGUAUAGGAGAUUCAUUUGCAAUGCAAGAAGGCAGACAAAGAUGGUCGACAUUGUCGAUCAGCCGGAUCCAACAUGUCAGGAUCAGCCAACCGAACUACCUGAUACGCAGAAAAUGGAAUUUGCUAGCCUGCCCCCAAAACGUUUCCCCGGCAAGAUGAACAGAUCGAGUUAAGUUAGAUGCAUCUUCAUGUAUGCGAAAUUACCGAUGGCUUCUCCCGUCGAAGAAGAUAUAUAAAGCUGCUAUUUCCCGUCAAGCAGAGAAAUGUUUUCUCUAGCAUUCCUUUGAACAUCAGAGAAGUACAGAUAGCUUAAGCCGGAGCUGUUUCCAUGGCUUCUAUCUCCUAAGCAAUGCGUUGACCUGGAGGCUAGCUGUUCCUCCCUUUCUCUUUUACAGCGGCAGCCCAGCUGCUAGUUGAUUGUACUAUGAAUGAUAACACCCAGAAACCCCCUUCUGACCUAAGUCUUUAAGCAUUUUA